Chrysochloris asiatica (Cape golden mole) is the source of this 513-nucleotide messenger RNA. It is a transcript of the gene CAMP, whose product is annotated as cathelicidin antimicrobial peptide. Gene Ontology annotation, molecular function: lipopolysaccharide binding. The transcript has 4 exons. Lineage: Eukaryota; Metazoa; Chordata; Mammalia; Afrosoricida; Chrysochloridae. Gene Ontology annotation, cellular component: extracellular region. The record is from RefSeq and is a predicted model, not a curated record. Gene Ontology annotation, biological process: antimicrobial humoral immune response mediated by antimicrobial peptide; defense response to Gram-positive bacterium; defense response to Gram-negative bacterium.
ACCAUGAAGACCAAGGCAGGCAGCUCUUCCCUGCAGCGGUGGUCACUGUUGCUGUUGUUGCUGGGCUUGGUGGUGCAUCCAUCUGCUGCCCAGGCCUACAGCUACCAGGAAGCUGUGCUCCGUGCUGUGGAUGGCCUCAACCAGCGGUCCUCAGAUGCCAAUCUUUACCGCCUCCUGGAUCUGGACCAGCACCCUGCCCAGGAUGAAAACCCAGACACCCCAAAACCUGUGAGUUUCACGGUGAAGGAGACAGUGUGCCCCAGGACUACACAACAGCCUCCUGAGCAAUGUGACUUCAAGGAGAAUGGGCUUGUGAAGCAGUGUGUGGGGACAGUCACCCUGGACCAGGUCACAGGCUCCUUUGACAUCAACUGUGAUGGGCGUGUCAAGAGAAUUGGUCGCUUUGGUGAACUCCUCAGGAGAGGUGGACAGAAGAUUGGCGAAAAGAUCGAGAGAAUUGGCCAGAGAAUCAAGGGCUUUUUUCAGAAUCUUGCACCCAGAUAAGAGUCUUAG